CUUGUUGGGCAAACUCACGGGAAAACCUGUUAUAAUUAAUUUUUUUAGAUAUAAUGUUCAAACGGGUUUAAAAUUAUUCAUAGUCAAAUCAAUUUGUAUUUUGAUACGGGAAAGAGCGACAGGAUAUAGAAUAGACUUUGAUAAUUGCAACAAUAGACAAGGAAGUGAGUGGGCACAAAGCACAAUAUUUAUUUUCAUAAAUAAGCUGAUCGAUUGGAUUGGUUCAUUUUCCCUAAUUAUGAUGAAGACAGCCUUUCAUAAAAUGAUGGAACACGUAAUCUAAUGUGUAAAGACAAGACGCAAAUUGGGAAUUAAUAAAAAAAACGAUUCUUGAACAGACGUAACAUUAAUCAACCGUAUUUCAUUUUAUAUACAAAAGCAACAGCAUCAUGUCGGAUCAUUGUUUGAUACUCUGCUAUUUUAUGCUACUUCUUAUGAUAAGUCUCUCUACGACAAGUGGGUCGCCGGCGGGCACCAAGAAACCAAAGAAAUAUGUCGUGAAUCUUGAUAUAGCACCAGAAAAAAGAUGGAAUCAAGUCGCGAUGGAUCACGCGGAAGUCAUCAAGGAUGUUCACACCAUUGUAACGUCCGUAAUACCAGACGUCUUGUUUCCUUAUAUAGAACGUAUAGCUGCAUACAUCGACUACUACCUACAAAAUCCCUAUGCUGGCGAAAUGAGAGGAUUUGCUACUGCACUAAAUAUAAGUGUUGGCGAUGUUGUCAUGAUGAACCUUGUCUAUGACGUCUCGGCAUUCUGUACAAGUAUUAUAUCUCAGGACGCUAGUGGCCAAAUCUGGCACUCGAGAAACUUUGACUACAAUUUCACAGAUAUUCUAAGGAACAUAACGAUUGCCGUUGAUUUCCAGUCAGGCGGUGAGACUGAAUACAGUAUUAUAACUUUUGCUGGGUAUGUGGGUGCUCCAACAGGACAACGACCAAAUGUAUUUACCGUUACAGUAGAUGAAAGAGAUAAGGGCUCUAUCAUAUGGAACCUCGUCAUUGGAAUUCUUGACAAACAAGUAUCCCCAGUGUCCUUCCUUGUUAGAGACGCCCUUGCUUAUGACAGGAACUUCUCGGCUGCAAUGGACCGUCUGUCUUACACCACUACUGCAGCCAAUGCUUAUUUCAUAAUGGGCGGGGCAAAACAAGGAGAAGGUGCAGUCAUAACAAAGGGACGAUUUGCACCCGAUGAUGUUUGGAAACUGGAUCCAGCAAGUGGAAGGUGGUUUCUUGUGGAAACCAAUUAUGACCAUUGGACCACACCACCACCAAGAGAUAAUAGGAGAGACAGAGCAAUCAAAGCGAUGACAACGUUAGGACAGAAAAAUAUAUCAGUGAGGAAUCUGUUUGAUGUAAUGUCAACCCCAAAAGUAUUAAACUCGCGUACAGCAUACACCGUUGUAAUGUCCGCUGUAAAACCGUCAUUGAUGCAGACCUGGAUAAGACUAUAGAUAUGUUAAAUGGAAUUAAGAGACUAGAAACACCAUUUAUAAAUAGAUAAUGAGAUAUUGACUUUGACUCCUUUGUCAUGUGUAUGUACCAUUGCUUUCUGUCAUGAAGUAAAUUUCGGAUGA
Molecule: messenger RNA, 1574 nt
Organism: Mercenaria mercenaria
Lineage: Eukaryota; Metazoa; Mollusca; Bivalvia; Venerida; Veneridae
Product: N-acylethanolamine-hydrolyzing acid amidase-like
Exons: 10
Coding region: 390-1451 (353 amino acids)
Biological process (GO): fatty acid metabolic process
Cellular component (GO): lysosome
Molecular function (GO): fatty acid amide hydrolase activity
Source: RefSeq, a predicted model, not a curated record